UCGUGCGCCGAGUUGAGAGGUGGUCCCGCUGAUAUCCACAACAGCAUGGAGGAAGGUUCUACGUCAAACGUGCUGUCGAGAUGCCUGGGCGAAAUCUAGAAGGAGGCGUUGGUCAAGGGCGUUGUCGCGUCGAAGUCGCCACUACGUUCUGGUAGGUUGUGAGUGUAAGACAUGGCGCGGGUGACGGUGGGUGGUGCUAGAGUUAGUCAGAGAAGUGUACCCUCUGACAGAAUGAGUAGCGGAAUGGAACUGCGUGCUGCACGGAAUGAGAAGGGAUGGGACAUCGAUAUUGUUAUCGAGAUGGAGGAGGAGGAAGAAACGCCCCAGCCUCAGACAGUGGCGGCGCCAUCAGGAACGGAAACACAGCAGCCGCUCCGAAACCCCUGCCCCUACCAGCGUGCCUUGCUCAAGCGCAGGCCGCUCACUACCACCCCCUAUACCCAUUUUCUCGAUUUCCACCUGCAACCAGCUCUCCCUCAGACCAAUAGCCAGCAAAACAGCUUCUCGACAACUACAGACGCGCUCAUGGACAACUUUUCCUGGUCAGACAGCGUCCGCGCAGCCAUCGCCCCGUGUCUCCCCUGCUUUUCAGCAACAUCCAACAGCCCAUCCAACGGCGAAGGCAGCGGCACACCCAGCACCAACACGAGCCGCACCGACCUCGCCCACCUCCUCGCAGACCCAACAAGCGACGUCGACAGCGACGGCGAAGCCCUCUCCCUCCACUCCGCCAACCCCUCCUCCCGCCGGCGCCGCCGGCGAUCGAAAAAGCAGAAGAAGGCGCCCAAGUUCUCGCUCACGCUCUUCGGAUACACGUUCGGCCGGCAGCCGAUCUACCUCAGCGACGACGACGACGAUCUCGUGCCUAGUGGCCGCCCUGUCGUUGUCUCGGCCACUGCGUCCUCGUCGACGCUCGACAGCGACGCGGCUCCGCUAGAUGCGGCGGCGAUUCAGCGGCUGACGUCGCCGCAGCCGCAGAAGACGCAGGAACAGGUCGAGGAGGAAAGAAGGAUGGCGGAGGAAGAGGAGGAGAGGGUGCGGGCGAAGGCGGAGAGGAAGGCGCGGAGGAAGGAGCGCAAGGAGCGCGAGCGCGAUGCGGCGUUGCAGGCCCUCGGCGGUGGUCCUCAGGAACUGGAGCAAGGGGCAGGCGAGUUCGAGGGGUUCCAAGAGGGCACGGUACCGUAUCCCGAGGACACGUCUUACUACGAGCCGCCCAGCGCGAACCUAUCGCACGAUCGUCAGACGUUCGUCCAUCAGCAACAGCUCGGCGCAGCCAACGCAGCCCUCGACGAAGGCAGCGGCUCGGACGACGCCGACCUCGGCGGCGAGCUCUACACGCGCAAGAAGCGCAGCUCGGUGGCCGCAUGGGGCGGCUCAGACUCCAACUCCAACUCACGCACCUCCGCGUCCGGAGGCUCAUCGAACCCCCGACGCAUGUCGCUCCCCGCAUCCGCGCCGUUCACUCUAAACCUCCACCCCCAUUCCCAGCAGCAAGCCCCGCAAAGGCUGCUUAGCGCCGGCCCCCCCUCCGCCUCCGCCUACCCCAGCACGACAAUGCCCACUCUCACUUCAUCCACACCCACGAAGAAAUCCAAAGACAAAUCCUCGUCCGGCGCGUCGAAAUCGAGGCGCCGCACAUCCACCAUUCCCUCGUCCUCCGCGUCUGCCACGACAGCGUCCGAGCGCACACUGCACUCCCCCGCACAGUCCAUCUCCGCCGCAUACGCGCCCUCGCCGCUCGUCAUCGACGCCGGUGCUCGCACCCCCGAGCGCAUCUACGACGAUGAGCAGGAGGCUGCGGGAUACAUGCACGGGCCGCCCAGCGCGGGACUGCCCAGCGCGGGCUUUUCAAGCAAGAGCGGAUUUCCGAGUGCAGGCUUGACGGCGUCGGGCGGGGGGAGGACACGCAGUGCGAGCGUGGGCAAGCGCGCGACGGCGGCGAUGGACGGGCGGGCGCUGCACGAGCAUGGGCAGCGGCUGGGUCGGAUUGAGCAGGAGUGAGGUAACACCGUGAUGCUUGCUUCGCUGGCUUUUCUUCCUUUUUUUUCGGCGACUGUAGGAUCUCUUGUUUAAUUUCUUGUGUGAUUUUCACUUCUUGUUUUCUGGUUCGGUAGACUCCAAGGAUUGACGUAGACUUCCUCUUCGCGUUGUCCACUACAGUAAUUGCUGUACUCUCAAUCUUACCCUACUUGCUUUAUUGUUUGGUUACGACCACCUUAUGAUUGUCUACGACUCCUCCACCCUCCACCCUCCUCCACCCUCCACCCUCCUCCACCCUCCACCCUCCUCCACCCUCCACCUCCCCAUCCC
Molecule: messenger RNA, 2310 nt
Organism: Coniophora puteana RWD-64-598 SS2
Lineage: Eukaryota; Fungi; Basidiomycota; Agaricomycetes; Boletales; Coniophoraceae
Exons: 2
Coding region: 172-2001 (609 amino acids)
Source: RefSeq, a predicted model, not a curated record